AGUUAAUAAUGCCUACUUCUCCCACAAAUAUAUUGGAAAAUCCUGCUCUGCUCCAUGGAAUCUUCAAAUACGCUUUCUUCUACGACGAAGCUAUCCGUACCUUAACCUCCCUCUCUAAGCUCGCCCAGACCACUUGCUACAAUUCUCUUCGCGUUAUGGAACUGCUCUAUGCAAAGUACCACUUAUGUGUUUAUACUCGAAAACAAUUGGAGAAGGUGGCGAAUAGAAGGAUAGUGUACUUUAAAGUGGGAAUAGAACUUAGCCCUGAGUUUGAUGGUCAGGAUUUUGUCAAAUUUUUGAAGGUGUUUGAAGAGAGUGAUCUUUCUGAAGAGCUAGACUCCAAGUUGAGGAUUUCAAAGUCGAUGAGUCUGAAGCAAAUUUUUGAUGAUAGAUUGGCGAGGCUUCCUGUUUCAGUUGAUAUUGAAUAUAUUCAUCAAUACUUAAAGCAACCACUGCCUGUUGAAUUUUUCCUUAAAUUGAUCACACAAAACAUUAUUCCAAAUUUCGAGGAAAAUCUGACUAAAAAGUUAGAUUUAGGGAAGAGAACUGAGAUUGAAAACAUGAUUCAGAUAGCAGUGCCUUCUAAGACAUCAGGAGCGGUUCCAGAACCUCAGAAUAGGUCCUCUGAUAGGCAAGGCACUGGACCAAAGAAGAAGUUUUCCAGGAGAAAGAAUCCUUGGGUAGUGAAAGAUUUUAUCAGAUUCAAUCCAAAUGGGACUAAAAAUGAGAUGUUUAAAGAAAUCUUAGGUCAUGUAGAGCUUGACAUCGAUGAAUUUCACUCUGACUUACAACAGAUCGAUUCAACAAUUUUCUCUCUAAAAUUAUGGUGGUGGAAACUAAACUUCACCAUUAGACCUCAGAGGUAUAAAUUUGGGAGCUACAUGAAGUUUGCACAAACUUUACUGUCAGAGCAUCAUGAGUUAGAAUUUGCUGUGCUUGGUAAAGAGAUCCGGAAGACCCCCGCCCUUAGUGAGAACCUGCAGAUACUUACUGUGUUCUAUCCCCCAACAAGCUGGCUAGUACAACAAUUGUUCCUAGACCUAGCCUGGCCUAAGAUGGAAAAAUUGAGGGAAUUCGUGUGUUGCCCAGUCAAUCAAGGGACUUUUUGGAAUAUAAUGAAAGUCCUCGAGAAAGAUAACAGAGACUUAGUUAAGGAAAAUUGUCCUAAUCUGGAAAAAUUUGGCUUCCAUUUUGCCUUCAUCGAGUCCCAAGAGUUUAGAGAAAUGUAUAUUAAGCCUCAAGACAGCUAUAUCAAAAUUGAGUUUGGAAAUCCAAAGGCAGAAGAUAACUCAUUCUUCCUUCACUUCGGUGGAGAUAUAAAAGGAGGCCCUUUUAAAUUCAAUCUUAAAGGAAAGGGACAGGUAUAUGCGCUCUUUGCUGACAAUAACCUUCACGAAGACUAUGUUACCUUGGAUAUUGUAAAAUUUGUCAGUUUUGAGCCAGAUUAUGUUGAAGAGGCAAAAGAAGCCCCAUGCUUGAGACCAUUCAAAGAAUACAAAGAUAUCGUUGAGACAUAUUACCCAAAUAAGGGAAGAUCAAGGAAAUAACCCUAACUUUGAGAACACUAAGUGAAAAGUUGAGGUCAAUAUCCCAGUGAAAUUGAUCACUAAGAUAGAGAUAUGCAGAUCAAGUUUCCUAACAAUGGUGCCCUUAAUAAAGAUGGUUGGAAAUUUGAAAGCAAAGAACCCGAGGAUAAUCACCAAGUUGACACUUUCUUGCGAGAACUUUAAGAUGAUGAAGACACAAGCACUGGCUUAUUGAUUGCAGAAGAAUAGUUUUAACGAGCUCAAUAUAACAUCACUGAAAGAUCUAUGCCAAGCUCAGAAAUUUUUAGAGGUCUUCAUUGAACAAAAUCCUUAUCUUUCUGAGUUCAGGUACCCUGUAGUAGAUAAUUGGGAGACACAAGCAGUGAUUGGAGACUUCUGAGCAGCCCUCAGAUAUGCAGUGAUCAAACCCAUAGUUGCUGAAUAA
Moneuplotes crassus is the source of this 1971-nucleotide messenger RNA. NCBI's taxonomy places the organism in Eukaryota, Ciliophora, Spirotrichea, Euplotida, Euplotidae. The record is from the annotation of a GenBank genome assembly.